This is a messenger RNA of Volvox carteri f. nagariensis, 1329 nucleotides long. It is a transcript of the gene rpt5, whose product is annotated as 26S proteasome regulatory complex. Gene Ontology annotation, cellular component: proteasome regulatory particle, base subcomplex. The transcript is spliced from 2 exons. Gene Ontology annotation, biological process: proteasome-mediated ubiquitin-dependent protein catabolic process. Gene Ontology annotation, molecular function: proteasome-activating activity; ATP binding; ATP hydrolysis activity. The record is from RefSeq and is a predicted model, not a curated record. Lineage: Eukaryota; Viridiplantae; Chlorophyta; Chlorophyceae; Chlamydomonadales; Volvocaceae. The coding region runs from base 43 to 1329 and encodes 428 amino acids.
CACGGAGACAGCUCGCUCCGUUAAUUCCCUCCAGGGCUAACCAUGGCGACUAUCGAUAAGCAAAUUUUUGACGAUGACACUGAGGAAGCGCUGCCGGAGGAGUUCACGUACAUGUCCGCUGAAGCAAUUCAGCAACGUGUUCGCCUCUUAGACAAUGAGCUGCGUGUUCUUAAUGACGAGUCCACCCGCCUUACGUUAGAGCAGGAGACCCUGAAAGAGAAGAUAAAGGAGAACAAGGAGAAGAUCAAGCUAAACAACCAGUUGCCUUAUCUCGUCGGUAACAUCGUGGAGGUUCUGGACAUCAAGCCGGAAGAGGACGAGGAGGAGGACGGCGCGACGGUAGAUCUCGAUGCGCAGCGUCGCGGGAAAUGCGUGGUGCUGAAGACCUCUACACGGCAGACCAUCUUCUUGCCAGUAGUGGGCUUGGUAGACCCUAAUACGUUGAAGCCCGGUGACCUGGUUGGCGUCAACAAAGACAGCUACCUUGUGUUGGAUACCCUGCCCGCGGAGUACGACUCCCGCGUGAAGGCCAUGGAAGUGGACGAGAAGCCCACGGAAGACUAUUCGGACAUCGGUGGGCUGGACAAGCAAAUUCAGGAGCUUGUGGAGGCAAUUGUCCUACCUAUACAGCACAAGGACCGCUUCACCAAGCUUGGUAUCAAACCACCGAAGGGCGUGCUACUCUACGGUCCGCCGGGCACCGGUAAGACGCUCAUUGCGCGUGCCGUGGCGGCACAGACCAACGCCGCUUUCCUCAAGCUGGCGGGUCCUCAGCUUGUCCAAAUGUUUAUCGGAGAUGGUGCCAAGAUGGUCCGCGAUGCGUUUGCCCUGGCGAAGGAGAAAUCGCCAUGCAUCAUCUUUAUCGAUGAGAUUGAUGCUAUCGGCACCAAGCGCUUUGACUCGGAGCUGUCCGGCGAUCGCGAGGUGCAGCGCACCAUGCUGGAGCUUCUCAACCAACUGGACGGCUUCAGCAGUAAUGACGACGUCAAGGUGAUUGCAGCCACCAACCGCGCCGACAUCCUGGACCCGGCGCUUAUGCGCUCGGGGCGGUUGGACCGCAAGAUUGAGUUCCCGCAUCCCAACGAGGACGCGCGUGCUAAGAUCCUGCGCAUCCAUUCGCGUAAGAUGAACGUCGCGUCGGAUGUUAACUACGAGGAGCUGGGCCGCUCUACUGACGAUUUCAAUGCGGCGCAGCUAAAGGCGGUGUGCGUGGAGGCAGGCAUGCUGGCCCUGCGGCGAGACGGCACGGAGGUGACGCACGAGGACUUCGUGGAGGGCAUUACGCAAGUACAGGCCAAGAAGAAGACCAACCUCAUGUACUACGCAUAA